Messenger RNA from Galendromus occidentalis (western predatory mite), 1330 nucleotides. RefSeq lists its product as uncharacterized. The record is from RefSeq and is a predicted model, not a curated record. The transcript has 6 exons. The coding region runs from base 267 to 1049 and encodes 260 amino acids. Lineage: Eukaryota; Metazoa; Arthropoda; Arachnida; Mesostigmata; Phytoseiidae.
GGUUGGGAGGGGAAUUCCGGCGGCAGUUGUUUCUCCGUUUGGAAAUCACUGACGCUCUUAUUUCCACCCGAUGUACGCAACUUUGGACGGGAUGUGUGCGAUUUCCUUCGAAUUACGGCUCAGUCGCGCUUCGUCGCUCGCUCAUUGACCUCGGGAAAACGUCCACGAUCGGUGAAAUUCGUCCUCGAUAUAGAUCGGAAUCGUCUCUCCGAUUCGGUUAUCUCUUUUGCCAAUCAUCUCUAGUGAAGAAUUCGUGCUGAAGAAUCAUGCUUGGUUUCACAACAGUCUUCCGAAACCAGCCGAACAAAUGCGUAGACUCCUCCGUAAUUUCGCCGAGAUCUAAAGUCAGAGAGGUAAUCGUCGAUCAUGGUUUCGUCGACUGCAAUCUCGACACGGAUUUCCAAGACGACGACGCGGAGCACACCUGGCAGACAGAUACCGAGGAACGCGGUGAGCAGCCCUAUGACUGUUAUGUGGGGUCCGUUUCACCUCCGAGGAAGAGCCCCGCAGCGGAGACAAUGGAAGAGGAUCGUGCUCUUCCCACGCAAGACGGUGGGGAAGAUUCAACGAAAAUGGAUCCCGACGAUUCCUUCGUGAGCCACGAUAGCGAUUGCGACAGUCUGACGACUUUCAUCAAAGUGGAUUCUCUUCGAGCGAAAUUCGCUAAAUGCGUAGAGCUCGUGAAGAAGGUUCCGACAAUUCAGAAAGUAAUUGUCGUGGUGAACGAGACCGACAUCGUUCUCAUGACAGCACUGCUGUGUUUGUCGAAUGUUGCGGCGGAGAUGUCGGGGAAGUCGGCUACGCUCGUGCAGGUUGUCAGGGCUCGGGACUUGCGGAAAGUGCGCGGUCCCGUGGACGUUGUGAUCAAUGUCGACAUGGUGUCGUCUCUGGCCGAAUUGGCCGGCCGAGGCGAACUCUUGAGGAAUGAGGGGAGGAUGAAGACUCUCUUCAUGGAAGAGUUCGAUAAGAAUAAAUGCCGCGCGAUUGUCUCCGCUUCGUUCAAGUGUGGAUUGGGGAUGCCCUUCGAGCUGGAGUCGUACAUCGUUUGACUGCCGUGAGCCAGAACUCGGAGCGACCCCAAGGCUCUUCCGAGGAACCCUAGCAUCCCUCCGGGACUUUUCAUUACAUUAAAGUUUCUCUCUCAUCAUUUCCCCCGUUGGUUCGUUUCUUCAUCCCCAGACAGGGAUCGACUUUUUUGGUUGUAUCUGUAGCUGGGAGCUGAAUGAGUAUGUUCAGUUUGAUACUGUGAAUUCACAUCUGAUCGCGGUUUGUAAACGUCGGAGAAGUUCUCAGGCUUUCCACAAUUGUUGAUUUGUUAGAUACUCGCUCC